AUGAAUUCCCAGAUCGAGGAAACCGUGCGCAAUUGCUCAAAAUGUGCAACCUUUCAGAACAAACAAACCCCAGAACCCCUUAAGCCAUCACCAGUACCAGAACUACCAUACCAAGUAGUAGGAUGUGAUCUGUUUGACUUUCAGUCCAAAAAGUACCUCAUCUUAGUGGACUACUUUUCACACUAUGUUGAUGUAGUUGAGCUGAAAUCUCCGUCAACCACCUCAACGCUGGAAGCUAUGAAGUCAGUGUUUGCUUGUCAUGGAAUACCUAGACAACUACGGUCAGAUAAUGGACCUCAGUUCACGUCACAGCAGUUCAAAUCAUUCUGUCGAGUGUACGACAUUGAACAUAAGACAUCAAGCCCAAACUUCCAGAGCUCCAAUGGGGAAGCUGAACGAGCCGUUCAGACAGUUAAACGUCUUUGGCGGAAAGCGGAUGACAAAUAUGUAGCACUACUAGACUAUCGUACGACACCCUUGGAAGGUAUUAACCUGUCACCAGCUCAACUACUGAUGAACAGAAGACCACGUAACACAAUGCCAGCUUCAACAGAAGUAUUGAAGCCUACCGCUUAUCAUGACAACACAGUUAAAGCCCGUAUGAAGCUGAACAAAGCUAAUCAGAAAAAACACUUUGAUCAGAGAUACAUCGCAAAGGAACUAGAACCACUAAAACCCACUGAUAGUGUCAGGAUCAUGCCAAACAGUGGAGAACGACAGUGGUAA
Molecule: messenger RNA, 726 nt
Organism: Ostrea edulis (European flat oyster)
Lineage: Eukaryota; Metazoa; Mollusca; Bivalvia; Ostreida; Ostreidae
Exons: 1
Coding region: 1-726 (241 amino acids)
Biological process (GO): DNA integration
Molecular function (GO): nucleic acid binding
Source: RefSeq, a predicted model, not a curated record